Messenger RNA from Salmo salar (Atlantic salmon), 1861 nucleotides. RefSeq names its product glutamate-rich protein 6. Lineage: Eukaryota; Metazoa; Chordata; Actinopteri; Salmoniformes; Salmonidae. The record is from RefSeq and is a predicted model, not a curated record.
CGGUUACUGACAACAUCAGCAAGUUGAGCUACAUGCUGUCUGAACAAGCACAACACUGCGGAAAUAAUGGAGGCUGAAUUUGCAGGUGCCCAAAGUCAAGGCUGGCAUAUGGACGGUGAUGGUGAUGUCACUACUCUGCCCAGUGAGGGAGAGGAGCAAGUGCGAGACACAGAGACAGAUGAUGAGUCUUCUAGGUUAGAGCAGGAACCCAAUGAAGUUGUUUUGCUCAUGGAUGACCAUGGGCUGCAAGAUGAAUAUGUACAAUCUUUAGAUUGUCCACCAACUCCCACUUCUGGUUUUCUGGGAGUUCUGAGAUAUAAGAGGGAGUCCCAGGACCAAGCACCAAACCCAAGGAACAUCCUCCCAGAGCCUCUCAGGGACUCUCCAGUGAUGUGUGAGUACUGUGGAGAGAAAGCAAGGCCUCCACUUGGACCAACAUUUGCAGAGGACCCUGAGAUCUUCUGCUGUGCCCAGUACCAGCAGCUGUGUGACAUGCUGGCCCAUGAAAGGUGGCUUGCCCUGCAGAGACCUGAUCAGGAGGAUGACGCAACACUCCCACCUAACAAUCAACCAACCAGAGAGGAGGAGGAGCUGCAGGCCCAGGCCCAGGACAGAGAGGAGCACAGAAAGCAGGAGCGAGAGCGAGAGCGACUCUACCAGGACACACAGUCAACCCUCCGAUCUGCAGAUGCCUACACACCCUUCUCUAGGACCAUCAGCUACCAGCUGUCCACCUGUAUAGCCAAAGAGGGACAGUGGACUGUUACACAACAUCCUGGGAUUGAGGAGGACCUGGAAAAAGAAAAUAGAGACCCCCUUUAUGACCAUGAGUCAUUUGAGUUUGGCAUUUCUCCGCAUCAGGAUGGGGCACAAUUUCUGGAGAAGUAUUAUGCCUGUGGGAGCAAGUUUCUCACAGUCUUCCCAGAUGGUUCUGCCCAGGUUUUCUAUCCCUCUGGCUUCUUGGCCCUGGUCAUAAUCUCUGAUGGAAGAGAAAGGGUAUGCAUUGUACACGAUGACCACUCCCUUGGGCAGCCAAUCAGGGCCCUGUUCCAAUCUGAUGGCAGGGCCACAUGUUACCAUGGCAACGGUAAUGUCUGGCUGAGCUUGGACGCGUCAGGAGGUCAGUGUCUGAAUGAUGCGGGGGCCAGGAUCAGAAGGUGGAGUUGGAGAGGCCACAGCCAGACGCCCACCCCCCUGCGGCCGGUCUUCCUGUCUUUAAACCGCAGCCUGGGGGUGAGGGUCCUGGGACAGGAAAACAUGUUUGUGUCCUUCCUUUCUGCUGGCCAACAGGCCAAGUUCAGUGUGGGGGCCUGUUUGCAGCCAGUGGCUCGGGGGAUGAUUCGGGCUCCAGGUCCAUCCAUAUCCAAGGAGGAGUUUAUUCUGUUGGCUGGACGGAUAAGGGUCCAUCAGGUCAUUAGGCAUCUCCACCACUGCCUGCGCUGCCCCUCCAACCCAAGGCCUCUGAGGGCUGGACUAGCCCCCUGCCUCCUCUCUUUGGCCAAAAGGUUACUGGACUUGAGUUGCUCUCUUCAGCUUGAGGAGAGUGAGAGGGCCUUUGUCCACAGGUGUCUCCAGGAUUGCCUGUGAUCUCUAUACCAAAGCAUCAUUAUGUGGAAACAUUGAAGAUUUCAGCUCAUUAUGACACCACACAGAUUUGACCAUAGAGAUCCUAUUAAAUGAAUUCCUAAUUAUAUGGAUUUGACUUACAUCACAGCCUACAGUGCCUUCAGAAAGUUUUCACACCUCUUGACUUUUUCCACAUUUUGUUGUGUUACACGGUGGGGUUAAAAAAAAAAAUUGUCAACUAUUUCACAAAAUACUCUUUCAAAGUGGAAGAAAAAAUCUAACAUUUGUAUAAAAA